Molecule: messenger RNA, 4274 nt
Organism: Hyla sarda
Lineage: Eukaryota; Metazoa; Chordata; Amphibia; Anura; Hylidae
Product: leucine zipper protein 2-like
Exons: 10
Coding region: 534-1418 (294 amino acids)
Source: RefSeq, a predicted model, not a curated record
GCACUCCAUCCCAUGGGUAAUGUAUAUGUAGCAUUGGUUGUUUAACAUUUACAUUCCGCAUGUACCGUACCACAGGGUAUGGACAAAUACAUUGUGUCUUCGGCUGAUGGAGUGCAAAGUCUUCAGGCAGGAGUCAAGCGCUGGCUAUUCUACCAGGUCUGUCAUCCGGGACAUUAGCGUUGAUACAUUCCGCUGUACAAAGAGUUAAGUGCCCUCUUGCACACCCCCUUUCUCCCUGACUGCCACUUAAACUGCUAGUAAUAACAACCCCCCGAGGACAUCAAUAGAGCCUCAGCAUUGAAUAAUCACUAUCAGGCGAGGAAUUCUUGCAGCAGCAGGUCCAUUGCCUGUGACAUCACACUUGGAGCCUGCAUCGAGCCUGGAGUUGCUUUCAUUAGCCGGUCUGUGGGUCUGUCUGCGUUCUCUCUAUCCUUUGUACUGGAACAUCCUGCCUUGAGGAAGGGCUUUCUAUACUGGAGACCAAGACACAGUGGGAGGAAAGGAUUCCAAGCACAGACCAGGGGAUCUGCAGCAUGACAUCUAUCCCUGCUUGUUACUUACUGUCUGUUCUAUUGCCUGCUAUGGUUUUCAGCACCAGACAGGGCUAUGAGGACUUGGAAAAACAACUAAAGGAAGUAUUUAUGGAGAGAAGCAAUAUCCUCCAGCAGCUUUCAAAAAGACACAGGGAGCUUGAAGGCAUCAAAGGAAAUUUACCGUCUUCGAAAGGCAAUGAAGCAUCUUCCAAGAAUGAUGUCCAAAAACUUCUGGAGUUGGAACAAAAACAAAGGGACGAAAUGAAAUCCCUGCAGGAAACGUUCACAAAGCAACUUAAUGAGGCAUCUGAAAAGGCUGAAAAGCAGCAGGCCACUAUAAAUUUCCUAAAAACUGAAAUGGAACGUAAAAGUAAAAUGAUUAGAGAUCUUCAAAAUGAGAACAAAAGUUUGAAAAACAAACUAAUGUCAGGAAACAAGCUUUGUGGCCUUCAUGCUGAGGAGUCUAAACGUAUACAGGCCCAACUGAAGGAGCUUCGGUACGGAAAGAAAGAUUUAGUUUCCAAGGCACAACAACUAACAGAUCUGGAGCAGAAGUUAACAGUGGCGAAGAGAGAAAUGGAAGCAGCAUCACUGGAUAAUGAAUCUCAACUAAAAGCCUUGAAAGAAACUGUCCAGCUCUGCCUAUCUUCAGUGUUACACAAUCAACCCCCCAUUGUAAGCAUCAUCUCAUCAAAGCCAAGAGAGCAGCCGACAUCUGUGAGAGGGACUGGGGAGACACCCAUUACAGAGGUCCAGAUGGCAGAAAUAUCAAACACAAGUUCCAUUUCCAGUCAAGUGGUAAAUAAAGAGUUACUGUAUGACAAGAACUGUGAUUCCUCUCUCAACGUAAGCUUAUGCCAUGUCACCAAAAAUGUUGAGCCAUGAACUUCUCUCUUCUUUGUCUAUAGAAUGUACGGACUGAUGGCUUUGCUACUCAACAAUAAUAUGCUUUGAAUAAUCUUCACCUAUAGUUGGUCAAACAUUUUCUUUCCACCUGAUUCUCUUAAGCACAGUAUAAAACAUGUUCAUCAUUUUAGGAAGAUACCUCAGCCCAACAUAAAUGUUUAUAUUCUGGAACCAUCAGCAGUUUCUACUCUUCAUAAAUCUAGAUUCUGUUUCUUCAUGUACGGGGAAUGAGCAGCACUAUGCAUGGACCAUCACUAUAUCUCAUCUGUCCUUAUUGUCCCAUUAGAAAUCUUAUACAUCGUUAUGGCUUUCAUUAAUAGCAGGUUAUGACUCUGAUGUAACCCACUGAUUUAUAGCAGGGUCCAUAGGGUUUCUGUUUCAGAUACUGCGUAAUUCUUGUUAUUAAAAAUGGUAGCCUCAACAGAGCAACAAAGCAGCAACAAAGUAGCCUCAACAAAGCAGCAAUUGGCCUAUAUAUCAGCAAUUGGUCUAUAUAUCAGCAAUUGGUCUAUAUACAGCUUUCCUACAGAAUUAAACAGCUAUUGUGUUGUUACAUUCUUCACCAAACAAUGGAGCCAAACAGACACUGACGGGUCAACUCAAAUUGACUCGAAUUGGUUCGACCCAUUGACUCUAAUGGGUUCCAUCGGGUAUCUGUUAUUUUAGGGGAAUUGAGCGUAGAAAGACUGUUGGCCAAUCAGUAUUUUUCACCUCCAAAUCUUAUUACUACAGCGUAAACGUGGCCAAAGUCGGUAUACAUUAAAAGAAGAUAAACAACUGAUAGCCAUGAUGCCAGACUGCCCUAAUGUUGGAGGACCUGAACAAAAUCCUGAAAUGGAUUUUUGUAAAGAAUUUUGACAAAAUUGAUAACUUAUUGUUUACCAGGCAAUAAGAUGUGGUACUACACAAUUUGUAGAACACUUUACGAUCUAUAUUUCCCUAUUGUGUUUUCCCAGAAAAUGUUAUGUUUGACCCUAGAAAUCGAGUUUUCACAUUUCCUAUCCCCCCCCAAAAAAAAAAAAAAUGAUUUUCUUUGGUGUUUUUUUUAAUAUAGCAAAAAUCCCUGCACCCAGAUGUUAGCUAAAAGUAAAUUGGGAAUUUUGAAAUGCCAAACCCAUUUUGCCAUUGUGUGGAAGCGUAGACUAGUAGACUAGUGUCACACACAGCAUUUUUUAAGCUAAAGACAGAAGUGGAUCCAGCAGAAAGGAGAUGUAUGAAGGUAUGAUCACACUUAGGAAAUUCCCCAAGUAAUUUCCUUUUGGAUCUCCUCAAUGGAAAUUCAGUGUGGAUUCUGCUUGCAGCAACCCCCCAUUGCUUUCAAUGGAUCUGAGUGUCAUCAAAAUAAAGCUUGGAGAUCGAAAUUUCAUUAAUUAAUGAGACUUUGCUGUGAAAAUACACUAAAAGAGUGAACAUGGAUCCAUUUAAUUUCUGUAGUGCAAACAUAUCCUAAAUAUUUCCUAUAUUUCAUAAUUUCAUAAAAACUGAAUGAAGAACUGAUACAAAAACUGCAACAAUGUUCCAAAAUAUCAAAUGUAUCAGUUUGUCUGUCAAAACAACGGAGCUCAAUUUUUUUUUUUACAUGUGGAAAUGAAAGCUGAGUUUUGAUUUGCUGCCAUGGUCAAAUAAGGCUUGGUUUACUUAUGUCCCACAUCCGGCCUAGGUGAAUUCAGCUCAGAUCUCAAUGCAACUGAUACCAUAACUGAUGGAAAACGUGCAUCAGUUGUCAUCAGUUGUAUGGCAUCCGUCGUCCAAUGAUCCACAGUCAUCCGGCGAGUCCAACCAUAUGGCGUCAAACUUGACAUGCUGGAUGAUUUUGAAUUGUCCCAUUCAAUUGAUCAUCAGUCAUCGGUACACACCGGAGGGAAACUAUGUUGGAUGCCGGACAUAUGUGAACCCAAAGCAGUUUUUGUCUUCAGACAGGUUGGUAAGUCUGGGCUUACUUAGUACAGUGUCUGAAACCCCAACCCCCCAUAUAUAUAUAUAUAUAUAUAUAUAUAUAUAUAAUCUAAUUUUCUUGUUGUCUUAAGCCACUCCUAGCGUUAGCUGAAAAAAACUGAAUCGAAUGGCAUGUCUGAAACCCUAUUGUACGAGUUUUUUGCCUAUAGUUUUCAAAGAAAUUAUUUAAAAUAAUUUCGAAAAGGGGUAAAUACCAACAAUAAAAAUAUUAGUAAUAUUCCCCAAGAGAAACUUCACUGAGCAAUACUGGUAUACAAGAACUCCAAUCAAAGAGGAAACUGUGUCAUAAUGUGUCAUAAUUUUAGUUAAAACAUCAAGAACAAUCCUGAAACUAUAUCACUGUAUGAAGCACACAAACCACCACAGGUCUGAUGGGUUACAACUUUUUUUUUUUUUUUUUUUUAGAUCUGAUGUAAUUUGUAUUUCAAUACUGAAUCUGUAUGUUAUAUGGUGUACUGUGUACAUCCUCGUAUGUAUAUAAUGAACCUGUACAUAGGAUUUGUAUAUUGCAGUUUAUGUAAUUCUCUCAACCUAUGGACCUUACUGUAUAGUAUAUGCACAUGUAAUAGAAAAAAGGGGAGGUAGAGACAGACGGAGGGGGCAACCUGUGCCGUUAUUCUGAUGGCAAUCGAUGCCGUAUUGCAAGUAGAGCGGUGCUCACCGGAUGGUGUUGUGCGCAGAGUACAACACCUUGUAGCGUGUGUCACCCAAUUGCAGGGUAGAAAGCCGGAAGCUGCCGGAGGUAAUCCCGUGUCGGAGGUUGUCUCUGACCGGUGCUGGAUAGGUUGAGUUUUCUUGUGGAAGCAGGAGAAAAGAUCAUCGUAGCGGCGCUCACUAGGUGGUUGCUGGCAGUAGCCGGGAGAGGUGUAUAUAGCCUCA